CUGUUGAAUUUCCCUGUAGAGCGCAACAGGAACUCCAGCUCAAGCUCCGGGCCCGCGACAACAUUUACUACGGGCAACAUUCCUCCGCAAACUCCCUCAGCAAUUCCAAACUUCAGCGGAUUAACCGACGAAAACGACUUCGAGAGUUCUCCCUCACCCUCCGCAGGCUUCAAAAUCACAACACAAAAUGCACGCUUGACUAGCUGGAGCGGAUAGUUUGUCCUGGAAAACUCAAGUAAAGGAGUCAUGGCAUCUACAGUGACUUUAGAAGAUGCUCUGUCCAACGUGGACCUGCUGGAGGAGCUGCCGCUCCCAGAUCAGCAGCCCUGCAUUGAACCUCUUCCGUCCUCCCUUAUUUACCAGCCCAACUUCAACACCAACUUUGAGGACCGCAAUGCCUUCGUGACAGGCAUAGCACGAUACAUCGAGCAGGCCACCGUCCACUCCAACAUGAAUGAGAUGUUGGAAGAAGGUCAGGAGUAUGCCGUGAUGCUUUACACAUGGAGGAGCUGCUCAAGAGCCAUUCCUCAGGUGAAGUGUAAUGAACAGCCCAACAGAGUGGAAAUCUAUGAGAAGACAGUGGAGGUGCUGGAGCCUGAAGUCACCAAACUGAUGAACUUCAUGUAUUUUCAGCGAACAGCAAUAGAUCGCUUCUGUGGGGAAGUGCGACGCCUUUGUCACGCAGAGCGUAGGAAGGACUUUGUGUCUGAAGCCUAUCUUCUUACACUGGGGAAGUUCAUCAACAUGUUUGCAGUGCUUGAUGAACUUAAGAACAUGAAGUGCAGUGUGAAAAAUGACCAUUCGGCCUACAAGAGAGCUGCUCAGUUCCUGAGGAAAAUGGCUGAGCCGUCCUCCAUUCAGGAAUCUCAGAACUUAUCCAUGUUCUUGGCUAACCACAACAAGAUCACUCAGUCCCUACAGCAACAGCUUGAGGUGAUCAAUGGAUAUGAUGAGCUGUUGGCAGAUAUUGUCAACCUCUGCGUAGAGUACUAUGAAAACAAGAUGUACCUCACUCCCAGUGAGAAACACAUGUUGCUCAAAGUAAUGGGCUUUGGUCUCUAUCUGAUGGAUGGAAACAACAGCAACAUCUACAAAUUGGAUGCCAAGAAAAGAAUCAACCUUACAAAGAUUGACAAGUUUUUCAAGCAACUGCAGGUGGUGCCUCUGUUUGGUGACAUGCAGAUUGAACUGUCCCGCUACAUCAAAACCAGUGCUCACUAUGAGGAAAACAAGUCCAGGUGGUCAUGCACAUCGACAGGCAGUAGUCCGCAGUAUAAUAUCUGUGAGCAGAUGAUACAAAUCCGUGAUGACCACAUGCGCUUCAUUUCUGAGCUCGCCCGGUACAGCAACAGUGAGGUGGUGACAGGUUCAGGGCGGCAAGAGUCCCAGAAGACAGACUCCGAGUACAGGAAGUUGUUUGAUCUGGCUCUGCAAGGCCUACAGCUACUCUCUCAGUGGAGCGCACAAGUCAUGGAAGUGUAUUCAUGGAAAUUGGUGCACCCCACAGACAAAUACUCCAACAAAGAAUGCCCAGACAAUGCUGAGGAGUAUGAACGUGCUACCAGAUACAACUACACCAGCGAGGAGAAAUUUGCCCUGGUGGAGGUUAUUGCCAUGAUAAAAGGCCUGCAGGUUCUGAUGGGCCGAAUGGAGAGCGUCUUUAACCACGCUAUCCGUCACACCAUCUACGCAGCCCUGCAGGACUUUGCUCAAGUGACGCUAAGAGAGCCACUGCGCCAGGCCAUCAAAAAGAAGAAGAAUGUCGUCCAGAGUGUCCUCCAAGCCAUCCGUAAGACCAUUUGUGAUUGGGAGACGGGCAGAGAGCCACACAACGACCCGGCGCUGCGAGGCGAGAAAGACCCUAAAGGCGGAUUCGAUAUCAAAGUUCCCCGGCGGGCCGUAGGACCCUCCAGCACUCAACUGUAUAUGGUCAGGACGAUGCUGGAGUCUCUGGUUGCUGAUAAGAGCGGUGCUAAGAAAACUCUGCGCAGCAGUCUGGAGGGGCCCACCAUCCUGGACAUCGAGAAGUUUCAUCGCGAGUCCUUCUUCUACACUCACGUGCUCAACUUCAGCGAGACACUGCAGCAGUGCUGUGAUUUGUCCCAGCUCUGGUUCCGUGAGUUCUUUCUAGAGCUCACAAUGGGCCGCCGCAUCCAAUUCCCAAUUGAGAUGUCCGUGCCCUGGAUCCUCACCGACCACAUCCUGGAGAUUAAAGAGGCAUCUAUGAUGGAAUAUGUGUUGUAUUCACUUGACCUGUACAAUGACAGUGCACACUACGCCCUCACCAAGUUUAAAAAGCAGUUCCUUUAUGAUGAGAUUGAGGCUGAGGUGAAUCUCUGCUUUGACCAGUUUGUCUACAAACUCGCAGAUCAGAUUUUCGCCUACUACAAAGUGCUUGCCGGAAGUCUCCUUCUGGAUAAGAGACUAAGGGCUGAAUGUAAGAAUCAGGGCGCUAACAUCCCCUGGCCCCCAUCCAACCGCUACGAGACGCUACUCAAACAGAGACACGUCCAGCUACUGGGUCGUUCGAUUGACCUGAACCGACUGAUAACCCAGCGAGUGUCCUCCGCGCUUUACAAAUCCAUGGAGCUUGCCAUCAGCCGCUUUGAGAGCGAGGACCUCACCUCCAUCAUGGAGUUGGAGGGUUUGCUGGAGAUAAGCCGAAUGACCCAUAAACUCCUGGGUAAAUUUUUGACACUGGACAGUUUUGAUGCCAUGUUCCGAGAGGCAAACCACAACGUCUCUGCGCCCUAUGGCAGAAUCACUUUGCAUGUCUUCUGGGAGCUCAACUAUGACUUCUUGCCCAACUACUGCUAUAACGGCUCCACGAACAGGUUUGUUCGCACGAUACUGCCGUUUUCACAAGAGUUCCAGAGAGACAAGCCGCCCAACGCCCAGCCACAGUACCUGUAUGGUUCAAAGCAAUUGAAUUUGGCAUACAGUAGCAUAUACGGCCUCUACCGACACUUCCUGGGACCACCACAUAUCAAGGUGAUCUGCAGACUGCUGGGAUAUCAGGGCAUCGCUGUGGUGAUGGAGGAGCUGUUAAAGGUCGUCAAGAGUCUGCUCCAAGGCACCAUCCUUCAGUAUGUGAAGACCUUGAUGGAAGUGAUGCCCAAGAUAUGCCGCCUGCCUCGCCACGAGUACGGCUCGCCAGGUAUACUGGAGUUCUUCCACCAUCAGUUGAAGGAUAUCGUGGAGUAUGCCGAGCUUAAGACCGUAUGCUUCCAGAACCUAAGGGAGGUUGGAAACGCUCUGCUCUUCUGCAUGCUGAGUGAACAGAGCUUGUCUCAAGAGGAGGUGUGCGACCUGUUGCAUGCAGCACCCUUCCAAAACAUCCUGCCAAGAGUUCACGUUAAAGAAGGUGAACGUCUGGAUGCAAAGAUGAAGCGAUUGGAGGCCAAAUACACAGCUCUGCAUAUGGUGCCUCUAAUCGAGCGUCUGGGAACCCCGCAGCAAAUUGCCAUCGCUCGUGAGGGUGACCUGUUGACCAAAGAGAGACUGUGCUGUGGUCUCUCCAUGUUUGAAGUCAUCCUGACUCGCAUCCGUGGUUACCUGGACGACCCAAUCUGGCGCGGCCCGUUGCCCAGCAACGGCGUGAUGCACGUGGACGAAUGCGUGGAGUUUCAUAGGUUAUGGAGCGCCAUGCAGUUUGUCUACUGCAUCCCUGUGGGAGCACACGAGUUCACUGUCGAGCAAUGUUUUGGAGAUGGACUCAAUUGGGCCGGUUGCAUGAUUAUCACAUUACUUGGUCAGCAUAGACGCUUCGAUAUCCUGGACUUCAGUUACCAUCUCCUAAAAGUGCAGAAACACGACGGCAAAGAUGAGAUCAUCAAGAGCGUGCCUCUCAAGAAAAUGGUUGACCGGAUUCGCAAGUAUCAGAUUCUGAACGAUGAGAUCUUUGCCAUUUUAAACAAGUACAUGAAGUCUGGGGACGGUGAGAACAUGCCAGUAGAACAUGUACGAUGCUUCCAGCCUCCCAUUCAUCAGUCAUUGGCCAGCAACUGAGAUUAUUGUACACUUGCACCAGAAGGGGGGAACAUUUAGUGAUCUCUAGGACCAGUUUCACUGUCACAUUCUACUUGCAAAGCCACCUUAUUACGCAAUACGCAGCCAAGAGAUUUGGCACCAAUCAUUUGUAACAUUAUUGGAUUUGCACGUCUCAGGUUUGGUCAAUCAGGCCAAAAUAUAUUUUUUAGCGGCCCAGUUUCACGCAGUGGUUUUUAGGGUGUACACACACGUGCCUUAUUAUAGAAAAAUUACUUUUAUCUUUUGCGUUAAUUGUAGCGCAGCACUACUCAUUUUCAUGUUUUAUACUUGGGGGGGGGACGGAUAUGGGUUGGGAAAUGGAUGAGUGGGUUUUAUCAACGAAUUGAGGAUUUGCUGCGGUUUGAGUCCAGUUGGGUGGUGGUGGUUAAAAAAAAUGCAUGCUAGAUUUUAUUUUCAUUUAUUAUACCGAAUAAAACUCUUAGCGUAACCAAGUACUCUCGAUAAAGGUGCCUUUUGUAUUUGAAUCAUGUAAUCAAACUUUAAUUAAAUAAAUAUGUAUCAAAUACAG
Molecule: messenger RNA, 4558 nt
Organism: Paramisgurnus dabryanus
Lineage: Eukaryota; Metazoa; Chordata; Actinopteri; Cypriniformes; Cobitidae
Gene: cyfip1
Product: cytoplasmic FMR1 interacting protein 1
Biological process (GO): regulation of actin filament polymerization
Molecular function (GO): small GTPase binding
Source: RefSeq, a predicted model, not a curated record